Molecule: messenger RNA, 539 nt
Organism: Drosophila suzukii
Lineage: Eukaryota; Metazoa; Arthropoda; Insecta; Diptera; Drosophilidae
Gene: janA
Product: janus A
Biological process (GO): peptidyl-histidine dephosphorylation
Cellular component (GO): cytosol
Molecular function (GO): protein histidine phosphatase activity
Source: RefSeq, a predicted model, not a curated record
UGAUAGCGGCGAGGUAAAAAAUAUCACGAUAUAAAUAUUUAUUUUUAUUCAAAAAAUACCGAUGUAUAGAUAUUUUGAUGUAUUUUUACAUCCCUAUACACGAGUAGGCUAUUUUCGCCGGUUGGACUACGACUGAUACACAAAAUGUCCGAGGAAGUACUUGCAGGCGUACCACUGGUGCACAUCAGCCCAGAGGGCAUUUUCAAGUACAUCUUGAUCAACGUUAUCGACGGAGGAGAUGCUUCCAAGGCUGUGAUUCGGGGCUUUUCGGACUGCGAAUGGCAUGCCGACAUCUUCGAUCGCGAGGAGAAAGUCUUCAAGAAGCUGGGUCUGCGUGCCGAAUGUCCUGGUGGCGGCCGCAUCGAACACAACCCCGAUAAGAAGUACAUCAAGGUCUACGGAUACUCACAGGGCUUUGGAAAAGCUGAUCACGCCCAGACGAAACGCAUCCUGUCCACCAAAUAUCCUGAUUACACGAUCGAAACCUCUGAUGAUGGGUAUUAGCUGCAAUCAAAGGAAGAAAACACCUGGAACUUGAC